UCCAGUGCAGUUUCAACGGCGACAUAAAACCAGUAGCCAAACCCAUAAAACACAAAUCGGGUCGUCGGAUCAUCGUUUCUCCAGAUUCAAUGGCGUACCUAACAGCCUAGGCCUAGCAACUACCAACGGCGAAAAACCUGGUUCGGAAUUGUCGGAACCAACCCGGACCCGAAUCCGGGGGUUUCAUACCCACCCACCCACUCACAACCACUCCCCCAUUCUUCUUCUUCUUCUUCUUCGAUUCCCCGGAGAUAGAAUGGUAGCUGUCGUUGAAGCUCGUCAGCUGAGCUUUCCCAAGCCGCCGCCUCUUUCUCUCUCUCUCUCUUCUCCUCCUCACAUCACCUCUCUCCUCUUCGACCCUACUUUUCUCUCGCUAGCGCUCUAUCACUCCGAUUCCUCCUUCUCUCUUUACCCCUCUUUCUCGCCCUUGUCUCCCCAUUUUGCUCUCCCUCCUCCGCAAACCCUAGUCCCGCCGCCGAUCUCCUCCGCCACUUUCCUCGCCCUGCGCGACGCCGCCACCCCCAACCCUAAUUCACUCUUCAUCGCCUCCUCGCCUCUUUCCGGCGGCUCCGCCGUCCUGCUCCGCUUUUAUAUCCUCACCCCCGCCAGGAAAGGCUUCGCCAGAGCCAGAGUUGUGUGCAAUCACAGUGAUCUUAAACCGGAAGCGAGCAAAUUGGGGGUCGUUUUUGGGGUUAGUCAUGGGGUUUCGGUGAAAUUGGCUGGAUCAGUCAACGUGUUUGCAAUGUACUCUAUUUCGAAUGCGAAGAUUUGGGUUUUUUCCGUGAAGCACCUCGGACAUGAAGAGGUGAAAUUGAUCAAGUGUGCUCUGAUUGAUUGCUCUACUCCAGUUUUUUCAAUGAGUCUUUCGUUCGGGUUCUUGAUUCUGGGGGAAGAGAAUGGGGUUCGGGUUCUACCUUUACGGCCCCUGGUUAAAGGGAGAGCUAAGAACAACAAGAGCACUAGUCAAAAGAAUGCUACUAAUGCAUUGGAACGAGAUAAUAAGAUGGACAGUAAAAGGCAGAAUUUGCAAAAUGGGAUGAUUAAUGGAAUGGAUUCAAAGAUUUUCUUCAGCUAUAGAGGCAAAAUGGUGGGUAGUCAAUCAGAAUUGAAAUUGCCUUCAAAUAGUCAUUUGAAUGAGAAAAGUGAUCAGCAUUCUGAGUCUGUAAAGUUGAGGUCUAUCAAAUUGAGACAAGAUUCUAGAGAUUUGGGUGCAAGCUUCAUAGCAUUCAAUCACAAGGUAGACAACUUCGAAUCAGUUAAAGUGCCUAUAAGAUCGGUCAAGGCUAUAACCAUCCAGGCCUUAUCUUCAAGGAAGUUUCUGAUAUUGGACUCUGUUGGGAAGUUGCACAUCUUAUCCCUCGCCAAUUCUGCCCCUGGUUCUGAGAUCAAUGGUCACAUGAAGCAGUUGAAUCACACCAUGAGUGUCCAAAAGAUGGCUGUUCUUCCUGAUAAUUCAACAAGAGUGCAAGCCGUUUGGUUGUCAGAUGGGCUCCACAGUAUGCAUGUGAUGGCAGUUACUGAUAUAGAAAGUUCUGUUAGUGAAACAGAAAACAAAGAGACUGAUGAAAGGCUAUUGCAAACUUCAGUUUCUCAAGCCAUAUUUUCCAGUGAAACAAUCCAAGAAAUAGCACCUGUGACUGCGAAUUCAGUUAUGCUACUUGGACAAGGAAGCAUGUUUGUAUAUGCAAUUUCUUAACUGUGCAUAAUUGUUCAUUUGUUCUCUCAGUGGAUUUGGUGAUUUGUGCUUCAAAGUGGCAUUUUGGUGAUUGAAAGAUUUUGCUGGGCAUAUUUUGUUAGAUGCCUUGAGCUUCAUCUCUCUUAUAUAUAUCUAAUGAUGCAUAUGACUCCAAGGACGCCGAGCUCUUAAAGAAUGCUGCCAAAGGAUCUUAUAUAGUGGAGGUCUAUUCUUUUAGCAAUCCAUGGCAGCAUGUUGCACAAUGAAUCUUGUUCAUUUAACUGCAGGACAAAAAUGGGCGGUAAUCAUGUAAGCCAUGCAACUAUUGGUGGUUCACACAUACCCAUUGGAGUCCUUCACGUCAGUUCUCCAAGUUGGAUGAGGGAUUAUUUCGGCAUCCAUCCAUGGUGUACAAGUGGUCCUCUCUUACCAUAUUGUUGGAUACUCUUUGAUUUUGAGACUGGAGAGUGGUGGCUCCCAUUCCAUGUGUGUGUACUAAGCCCCGAUGGUGCUGAAAACCAGGGAGGACAUUGCUAGCUAGUAGAUGAUUCAUUUCUUCUUGUCUUCCUGGUAUUUGAUGAUCCAUACAGAAGAGCUAACGAUAAGAAUUUGGGUGCACUCUUCGUUUCCAUAUAUUGCCCUUCAAUUAUCAGAUAAACCUAACAUCCAUGUCCUAUUCCAUGAAUAUUUUUGUUUGCAUCCCAUACUAAUCCUGUUAUGUCUAUCUUGUUAUCUGUACUGGAUUCCUUCUGUCACAUUCUCAGAUUUAACUUCAAAAUGUGAAAUUGCUGGUCUAACAUUGGAGUUUCAGUUUCUUGGGUAUUGCCCAGUAAAAGUUCAAUUUGGUGGGGA
This is a messenger RNA of Ipomoea triloba (trilobed morning glory), 2527 nucleotides long. RefSeq lists its product as uncharacterized. Bases 257 to 1696 code for a protein of 479 amino acids. The transcript has 8 exons. NCBI's taxonomy places the organism in Eukaryota, Viridiplantae, Streptophyta, Magnoliopsida, Solanales, Convolvulaceae. The record is from RefSeq and is a predicted model, not a curated record.